Daucus carota subsp. sativus is the source of this 1484-nucleotide messenger RNA. Its product is annotated as cysteine synthase-like. Gene Ontology annotation, molecular function: cysteine synthase activity. The record is from RefSeq and is a predicted model, not a curated record. Gene Ontology annotation, cellular component: cytoplasm. Lineage: Eukaryota; Viridiplantae; Streptophyta; Magnoliopsida; Apiales; Apiaceae. The coding region runs from base 259 to 1230 and encodes 323 amino acids. The transcript is spliced from 11 exons.
CGGGCUUACAAGCCCUUCCCAAACACCCCUCUGUAUCUACACGGUUUGUACCAUAUUCCUGUCAUUUUUUAAGUUGUACAAACUCAUCAUUUCAUCCAACUUGCCUUACCGUGACUUAGUUGGUGGGAGUCUAAGACGGCAGUCCAAGUCUUAUACACAACGUCAGAAAACAAAACAAGAGCAACGAGAGUAUAGAAAAACAAGAAAGCUCAGAAUUUGGUGCUAAAGCUAUUGUCUCAGUAAUUUGGACGCAACAAUAUGGCAAUCAAGUCUGAGAUCGCAGAGGAUGUGACUCAACUAAUAGGAAACACUCCUAUGGUAUAUCUUAACAAAGUCGUAGAUGGCUGUGUAGCCCGUGUUGCUGCUAAGUUAGAGAUGAUGGAACCAUGUUCUAGUGUAAAAGACAGGAUUGGGUAUAGCAUGAUUAAGGAUGCAGAGGACAAAGGCCUGAUCAUCCCUGGAAAGACGGUGCUCAUCGAGGUCACCAGCGGUAACACUGGUAUAGGAUUAGCAUUCAUUGCGGCCUCAAAGGGUUACAAACUUAUUCUGGUUAUGCCAGAAAGUUAUAGCCUUGAGAGAAGAAUUAUUUUAUUAGCUUUAGGAGCAGAGCUGUACCUGACUGAUAAAACCAAGGGUGUUGCUGGGGUUUUAGAAAAAGCCGAAGAGAUACUUGAAAGGACGCCAAAUGGUCACUUUCUAAAGCAAUUUGCGAAUCCUGCAAACCCAAAGAUUCACUAUGAGACUACUGGUCCAGAGAUAUGGACUGGAUCUGAAGGUAAAGUUGAUGCUUUUCUUGCCGGAAUAGGCACCGGAGGAACUGUAACUGGUGUUGGGAAAUUCUUAAAGGAGAAGAAUCCAAACAUAAAGGUGUAUGGUAUUGAACCAACUGAAAGUGCUAUCCUCAAUGGAGGACAGCCUGGGCCACAUGGAAUUCAAGGUAUUGGUGCUGGUUUCAUCCCUGAUGUUUUGGACAGGAACAUUCUUGAUGAAGUGAUUCAAAUAUCGACUGAAGAAGCAAUUGAAACUGCUAGACUUCUUGCACUGAAAGAAGGUUUACUGGUGGGCAUUUCAUCUGGGGCCGCAGCAGCUGCUGCAAUAAAAUUAGCAAAGCUGCCAGAAUAUGCUGGAAAACUCAUUGUUGUUAUUUUCCCCAGUUUUGGAGAACGUUAUCUAUCUACUGCAAUGUUUGAUUCUGUGAGGCAAGAAGUAGAAAACAUGACAGUUGAAUGAUUAAGGGUAUCUAGAUAUUGAUUCGUACCUGCAUUUUAUUUUCAUUAUGUGUAAUCUGUGAUAUCUCUUCCAACACUUGACAGUGGGAUCUCAUAGAAAACAAUGCAGGUAUCGAAAAAACUUAUUAGAAGUGUAGACUAUAUAUAAACCUUUAGUUAUGUCGUCAUAUUUUAAACACCUGUCCGGAAAUAGGUGUGAUUGUUGACUAGAAAUGUCUGUUGUUUUCCGUAAUGCAUUCCAGUAUUGACCUUUAA